Ctenocephalides felis (cat flea) is the source of this 408-nucleotide messenger RNA. RefSeq names its product 26S proteasome complex subunit SEM1 (gene Sem1). Gene Ontology annotation, biological process: proteasome assembly; double-strand break repair via homologous recombination; mRNA export from nucleus. Gene Ontology annotation, cellular component: proteasome complex; proteasome regulatory particle, lid subcomplex. The coding region runs from base 137 to 352 and encodes 71 amino acids. Lineage: Eukaryota; Metazoa; Arthropoda; Insecta; Siphonaptera; Pulicidae. The record is from RefSeq and is a predicted model, not a curated record. The transcript is spliced from 3 exons.
AUGGCAAUACAGAACCAACAUCGACCUCGACAAUGACAAUAUCUUUUUACUGAAUUUUUAAUACUUUGCGUCAAAUUUAUUUUUGUGUGAUUUAAUAAAUUCUAGUGAACUGUUCAUUGCUAAAUAUCACAUAGAAAUGUCUAUAAAUAACGAUAAAACUAAUUUGGAUUUGUUGGAAGAAGACGACGAGUUUGAGGAGUUUCCUUGCGACGAUUGGGCAUCACACGACGAAGAUGCAGAUGAUGUUACAGUUUGGGAAGAUAAUUGGGAUGAUGAUAAUGUUAAAGAUGACUUCAGCCAGCAAUUAAGGUCUCAAAUGAGCAAUCCUAAAGAGGCAUCUAAAAAAAGUUAAGACUAUGUAUAUAUUAGAAUAUAAUGUAAUUUCAAAAAACAUAAUUAAUAAACUGA